Molecule: messenger RNA, 3833 nt
Organism: Nezara viridula (southern green stink bug)
Lineage: Eukaryota; Metazoa; Arthropoda; Insecta; Hemiptera; Pentatomidae
Source: the annotation of a GenBank genome assembly
UGUUUGCGCUGAUCAUUCAUCAUUAAAAUGGCCAAAAAGAAUAGAUCCAAAAGAAAAGACAAUCUCUUGGCCAGAGAAAUUUCUCUGCUGAGUCUUUUUUGUUUGUUUAAAACUUCUGAUGCAAACUUCAUUUCUGAUUCAUUAUUAAAAAGAAAAUCUGAGUUGGAGGAACUAUUGAAAUCCAAUUUGGACUAUGGGGACCUUAUCGAUGUUCUCAAAAUGUUGGUUUAUGUUUACAAUUUAAAAAACAGUAACAAAAGGUCUCAGUUACUAGCUCUAACACAUUCAGAAGAAUUUGUCAAUAACAUAAAAAAAUUUCUCCAAUGUAAUAAAAAUGAUCAAUACUUACUUGAAGCGAUUGAUUUGAUCAUUUAUUUUGUUGAUGUUAAUAUCAAUGAGCUUCCAAUAUCUGAUGUAUACUAUGACAGAUUUUACUCUUUAUUAAAAGUUCUUCAUAAUGUUCAAGGAGAUGAUAAAAUUAGCUAUUCUUAUUGGACGCAUGAGAUGUGCCUGCUGUUACAGAAAAAAAUAAUUCAUAGGGAACGUAUGAAAUAUUCUUGGAGAGAUUUGAACAUCCAUCCUUCUGCUGUUGAUUUGCUUGAAAAGAAGAACUUGAUGCCGAACAAGAUAAAUGGAGCUUAUAAAAAUACCGAAGAAUUUUUGGAUACCAUUUAUAAACUGCUCAAAGAAGACUUUGAAGGUUUCCUGAGGGAAGGGAUAUUACAGAUGAAAGCAGAACUGAGGGGAGCUAAACCUACUGAAAAAGAUAUUUUAGUCUAUAAUAAUGUUAACAUUGAACGCGUCGAGACUGAUGAAAAUCCUAUGAAUGGUAUUAUUCAUAGAAUAGCCUUUUCAGUAGGUGACGGAGAAAAUCAACAUGUUAACAUCAAUAAACCAAUCAAGUAUGGCUCCCUAUUACUGCUGUCACAAUACAGUCAAUUUACAACCUUUGUUUUAGCUACCGUAAUCAGUGAUGUGGAGCUACAAAAUACCGAAGACAGCUCUCACAAGGUCCUAAAGGUGUCUUUCUUGGGAGAUCUUUCUCAAGUAAAAAAUUUUUGGCAGUACACAAUGUUGGAGUCUAAGAGACUGUUUAAACCUUAUUAUGAAGUUUUAAAAGCUCUUCAUUCGAAAAACAUUGAAAAUUUUCCAAUGGAGAAAUAUAUUGUAUAUUUAAACAGCACUCCUAGUUGUCCAAGAUAUAUUACAACAGGAACAGAAUACAAAAUAGACAAUGAAACUCUUAAAUUAUUCAGUAAAGAUCCAUGGCCUCAUAAUCUUUUGAAUUUAGACCCUUCGCAGAUAGAAGCAUUGCAGUCAGCACUUAUUUAUGAAUUUGUGUUGAUUCAAGGGCCACCAGGAUCAGGUAAAACACAUCUCGCUCGAACGAUUAUUGAUGUUUUAAUCAAUAAUAAAAGUUUUUUGUCGACUCCUAUACUUCUUAUUUCACCUGAUAAUUAUUCUGUAGACGUUAUUUUAGAAUCAUUGGUUUCAAAACAUAGGAAUGUUAUAAGGCUAGGUAAUCAGACCAAAAGUACUGUUUUAAAAAAUCGUACACUUCAUAAUAAAAUGAAACCUUGUGGGAGAGAUAUAAAAAUUAAAAUUGAGAGGAUUAAGGAAUCUUUGCUGCGAAAAAUUGGUCAAAAUGAAGAAAAUAUAGAAAAUUUGUUGGACUACAUGAGGAAGGAACAAUGCUGUUAUAAAGAAACGUGCGAUGAAAAUUUUGCUCAGCAAAUUCUGUCCGCAAAGGUUGAUGUAAUUGGUGGUACCACUGUAGGUUGUGCAAGAUUACAUAAGUUACUGGAUAAGGUUCAACCCGAAGUUGUUAUUGUUGAAAAUGCCAAUGAAAUUCUUGAUGCGCAUUUAAUUGCUGCAUUACCUCAAGGAUGUAAACAUCUCAUUCUGAUAGGCGAUCACAAACAACUCAAGCCAAAUAUUUGUAAUAGAAAUUUAGAAAAUUAUGAUUUGGAUGUGUCGUUAUUCGAAAGGAUGAUGAGAUCUGGUAUGAAAUGCUGCAUGUUGACAAACCAGCAUAGAAUGAGACCAGAAAUAGCAUCGCUUCUAUCUCCAGCUGUGUAUCCUCCGAUGAAAUACAAUCCAACCGUUCACGGUUUACCAAAAAUAAGAGGACUGGAACGGAAUAUUUUUUUCAUCGAUCAUAAUGUUGCUGAAAAUAAAAAAAAAGAUGAAGAAAAUUCCUUUUCUAAUAGACACGAAGGAGAUCUUCUAUUAUGUCUAGCCAAUUACCUCAUUUUGCAAGGUUACUCGAUAAACGACAUGACUAUCUUGGUUCCGUAUGCAGAACAACUUAAAUAUAUGAUAGGAGCUGCUAAAACCUAUCCGCUACUCAAGGGCUUGGAAAUCCUCACAAUCGACACUUAUUCAGGUCAUGAAAACACAAUAAUACUCCUUUCCCUUGUAAGGAGCCAAUCAGCUGGAAUUGGAUUUUUAUCUAACAAUAAUAAAAUUGUGGUGGCGCUGUCGAGGGCUACGUCUGGUCUUUAUAUGAUUGGUAACAUGAAGACCCUCAUGUCAGGUUCUGAUUUAUGGGUUUCUCUGAAUACGGUUCUUAAAAAGAAACAGGCCAUAGGUACAAGCAUCAAUUUGCAAUGUGUAACACAUAAUAAAAUAAGAGCAGUGACGAAGAAACAAGAUUUCGAGCUGUUGAUAGGAGGAGGGUGUGAUUCGCAAUGUAAUCUGCCUCUAAACUGCGGCCACUUGUGUAGACUGAAAUGUCACCCUCUGCUGGAAGAACACGCUACCUUUAUUUGUCGUGAACAUUGUUCAAGAUUAUGUGAGAAGAAUCUUCAUAAGUGUAAGAAAAGGUGCAAUGAAGAAUGUGGGGAUUGCAAUGAAGAAGUUGAGGUAGUUCUACCUUGCGGUCAUUCUCUGAAGAAGAAAUGCCAUAUCGACAAAGGUCAGAAAGAAAUUUGCACGCAGCCGACAAUCGUAUCUUACUUGUGUUGUUUACGAAAAGUUGUCCCAUGCUGGCAGUCUUAUUCGUGUUUUUAUAGGAAAGUUGAAGGACCUGUAUGAUAAUAAACUUUAUAUGUACAUAUAGUUACAUAAGUUUUAUAUCUAAUAUUUACAUUUUGAUUGUUAUUUACUUUUUUAUUAUUAUUUAGUUGUUAUUUUUCUUCAGUUUAUUUUAUUUUUUCUGUACAUAUGGUGUGAAUGUACUCUCCCCUCAUGAUAAUUAUUGCCUGUAAAUGCAAAUGGAUAACAUCUUAAUUAGUUAUUAAUUUUAUAUUAAUUUUUGUUUGUAUAAAUGUUUACAAACCUGACAUUCUAUUUUUUAUAUUACUGUUAUUUAAUAAUUUAAAUUAUCUUAUAUAACAUAUUUCAUUGUAAAUUGAAAAUAUUUUAUUUAGAACCUAAUUUUAUUGUGUUAGUACUGUUUAGUUGAUUAUAUUUAAUAUAAAUCAAUACUUAUUCUGAAAUAUUAUUGUUUACGGGUAUAAUUCCUUAAUUAUAUUGUGAUCAUAUGGAAUUGAUGCCAAAUAGAAUAUUUAUAUUUGUGUAAAAGACAUUUGUAUAUAUUUUAUUUAAUUGAUUAUUUAAAAAAAAAAAUUAUUUGUCAAAUUUUUUAUAUGAAAAUUUUUAAGAAAUAUUUGAAAAUACUGUAUCACUUUAUAUAUUUAUUUUUCUCAUGAUGUAGAGAUGGUUGACCAUGAUAUAAUAUGAGAAGGAGUUGAUCGGGGGGUGCUGUCAAAUAAAUACUAAAUUAUACAAAUAGUAUUAUUUAAUUUUUAAUUCGACCCACUUUGCAGGUCUUCAUCAGGGCUACAAAAGUUACAAAACAUGGUGAAAAUAAAAUAAAUGAAUUAAGUAUC